AUGAAAAUUGUAUAUAUACUCAUAUUUCUGAUAAGUGUAGUGAAAAGUAAUAAUAAGUUUACUUUUUUACUAAAUUCAGGAGAUAUAAGUAGAACAAGCUUAGAAUUCUCUGCAAAUCACCCAGUUUAUUAAAUAGGUCUAAGAUGUGAUGUAAAUAGUAAUUGAAUAUUCUUAGAAUCAUAAUAAUGAUUUGUGGUUAUCAAAUAAUUAUAGCAAUUUGAUAGUUACACCUAGUUAGAGAUAAUUUUAUAAGUGUUCUGAUAAAAACUUCACAAUAACUCUAUCAAAUGAUUUUUAAGAUGAUUAUGCAACCAUAAUAGUUGAAGACUACAAUAGCUCUAAAAAGAUUUAAAGUUUUGAUUUCAUAAGUGAUACAUAAAAUUAUUAAAAUACUGCUUUGACAGUAAAUAAGGCUAUCACUUAAGGACUUUAUUAUGUAAAAAAUGAUUUCAGUUUAAAAAUAUCAUUUCCUUCAACAGUUUAUGUUGAGAUAUUGAAAUGUCCGAAUUCUGAAAGUCAAAUUGAUAUAAAACAAUUUGAUAUAAAUGGAUUAUAUAGAAAUUUGAGUGGAAUAAAUAAUAAUACUUAUUUUUAUGAUGUAUUUAAUACAAGUAAUGGAACAUUUAAUUACAGAUUGACAUAAUCUUCUUAUGAUAGUCCUGAUGUGUUUAUAAAAGUAAUAAUUAAUAAAUAUCAUUAGUAUUAAAGAGUUUAGAUAGAGAAGAUAAAUGAUAUAAACUCAUAUACAAUUAAUUACUACUUAAAGCCAUCAGCUACUGUGAAAGGGGAUAAAAUAUUUAUAUCAUUUCCAAACUUUUAAGUAUAUAAUAAUGAAGAAGUGGAAUACAGAAUAACGGUUGGAUUUUAAAAUUCAGAAUAAAAAGAAUUAAUAUGUGGUUAUGGUGAUAGUGAUAUAUGGAGAUAAUAUAAUUCAUAUUAUAUGAAUAAAUACAGUUUAAAAUACUAGAAAUAUUCAAAUAAUGAAAUAGUAGCUGAUUUUCCAAGUUACUUAUAAGGUAAUUAUAAUAUUCGAACAACUGCAAUAAUUAAUUUUGGAGGGAUUCAAUAAACAAUUCCAAUGCAAACAAUAUCAGUUUAUCGAAAUCUGUAUUCACCAACUGGAUCUUUAUUGAUCCAUAUUUUGGCUCCUAUUAUUAUAUCUGUUUUAGCAUUAGUUGGAUUAAUUAUUGGAGGUUGCAAAUAUAAGAAGAAAAAGAAUAUCUAUUUACAAUAAUAAUAAAUUUAAUUAAUACAAUAACAUAACUAAAUUUAAAAUCCUUAUGUUGGAAUGUAAUGA
Paramecium sonneborni is the source of this 1297-nucleotide messenger RNA. NCBI's taxonomy places the organism in Eukaryota, Ciliophora, Oligohymenophorea, Peniculida, Parameciidae. The record is from the annotation of a GenBank genome assembly.